Molecule: messenger RNA, 3496 nt
Organism: Scomber scombrus (Atlantic mackerel)
Lineage: Eukaryota; Metazoa; Chordata; Actinopteri; Scombriformes; Scombridae
Product: protein kinase C delta type-like
Exons: 17
Coding region: 158-2218 (686 amino acids)
Biological process (GO): protein phosphorylation
Molecular function (GO): ATP binding; diacylglycerol-dependent serine/threonine kinase activity
Source: RefSeq, a predicted model, not a curated record
CCUGACUCCACUGCAGCAUUCUAACACACAGCUUAUAACACCAGUCAACAUUUUGAAAGUCGAAGCUCCGAGAGACCGCGGUUCAUAACUCAACCCCGCCAUAAACAAUAUACUUUUUCCAACUCAGCGGAAGAGGAGGCUUGGGUGAUUGGUCACCAUGGCACCCUUCCUGCGUAUCACCUUCAAUACUUAUGAUGUGGGCGCUCUGCCUCCUCAGUCUGACCCUCCCAUAUGUGCCAUCAAGAUGAAGGAGUCUGUCAACACAGAGCGAGGAAAGACCCUGGUCCAGAGGAAGCCCACCAUGUAUCCAGCUUGGAAGUCCAGUUUUGAUGCUCACAUCUAUGAGGGGCGUGUCCUAGAAGUGGUCCUCAUGCAAAGUAAUGAGGAGCCAUUGGCCAAGGCUACGGUUGGCGUGUCUGUACUGGCAGAACGCUGUAAGAAAUCCAAGACCACUGGCCGUGUCGAGUUCUGGAUGGACCUGCAACCUUCUGGGAGGGUCCAGAUGGUUGUGCAGUUCUUCCUGGAGGACAAUGAUGCAGCGGCGUCACAGCCAUCAGUGAAGGUUCCUCCUGAAGAUGGAUUCACAACUCUCACCAGGAGGAGAGGAGCUUUCAAGCAGCCCAAAGUUCACGUUAUCAAGAACCACGAGUUCUGCGCCACCUUCUUUGGCCAGCCCACCUUCUGCUCCGUCUGCAGAGAGUUCCUCUGGGGGCUCAACAAACAAGGUUACAAGUGCAGACAAUGCAAUGCGGCAAUCCACAAGAAAUGCAUCGAAAUAAUCAUUGGAAGGUGCACUGGAACAGCAGCCAACAGUCGAGACACUGUGUUCCAGAAAGAGCGCUUCAAGAUUGAUAUGCCGCAUCGCUUCAAGGUCUAUAACUACAAGAGCCCCACCUUCUGUGAUCACUGUGGUAGUCUGCUGUGGGGUCUCUACAAACAGGGCCUUAAAUGUGAAGAUUGCGGCAUGAACACACAUAGUUAUUGUCAGAAGAAAGUGGCCAAUAUGUGCGGAAUCAACCAGAAACUACUGGCAGAGGCUCUAUCUCAAGUCAGCCAGAAAUCUGUGAAGAAGUCUGAUCCAAACACACCUGAUAUUGGGAUCUACCAAGACGUCCAAAGACCAACAGCAGACUCUACUGCAGAUAGCAAUGGCAAGCCUCGUGAAGGUGAAGGUUUGAGCCCAACCCCAGCUCCACGUACAGUUCUCAAAGUACGCCUCACCAUGAGCCACCUGGUGUUCCUCAAAGUGCUGGGCAAAGGAAGCUUUGGCAAGGUGCUGUUGGCAGAACUAAAAGGGCAGGGUCAGUACUUUGCUGUGAAGGUACUGAAGAAGGAUGUCGUUCUCAUGGAUGAUGACGUGGAGUGUACCAUGGUCGAGAAGAGAGUCCUGUCCCUUGCCUGGGAGAACCCCUUCCUCACACACCUCUACUCCACCUUCCAGUCUAAAGAGCAUCUCUUCUUUGUAAUGGAGUACCUGAAUGGAGGUGACUUGAUGUUCCACAUCCAAGACAAAGGCCGCUUUGAUCUCAACAGAGCCACAUUCUAUGCUGCUGAGAUAGUUGUGGGACUGCAGUUCCUCCACUCAAAAGGAAUUAUCUACAGAGAUCUAAAGCUUGACAAUGUCAUGCUGGACAAGGAUGGACACAUAAAGAUUGCAGACUUUGGCAUGUGUAAAGAGAACGUGUUUGGAGAGGUCAGGGCCACCACGUUUUGUGGGACACCGGACUACAUCGCACCAGAGAUCUUGUUGGGGCAAAAGUACACCUUCUCAGUGGACUGGUGGUCUUUCGGUGUGCUGGUGUACGAGAUGCUGAUUGGUCAGUCACCUUUCCAAGGCGAUGAUGAGGACGAGCUCUUUGAGUCCAUCAGAUCUGACACCCCCCACUACCCUCGGUGGCUAACCAAGGAGGCCAAGAACAUGAUUGAACUGUUGUUUGAGCGAGAGCCCGGUCGCAGGUUGGGUAUUGUGGGAGACAUCCGUGCACAUCCAUUCUUCAAAACUAUUAACUGGCAAGCUCUGGAGAGGAGAGAAGUGGUCCCCCCUUUCAAGCCAAAAGUGAAAUCCCCCAGUGACUGCAGCAACUUUGACCGAGAGUUCCUGAGCGAGAAACCGCGCCUCUCCCACGCCGACAAGAACCUCAUCGACUCCAUGGACCAGGCAGCGUUCGCUGGCUUUUCCUUCAUCAACCCCAGACUGGAAAACAUGAUAACCAAAUGAAAAGACACAAUGGCUGCCCUGGGAACACGGUCAUAGCCCUGCACUAUGAAAUCAACUAUUAUCCUAUUCCCUUUAUCGUCAUAUGGUCUAAGUUCAACUGGAUGGAUAACAACAACAUAAAAAGCUUUGGGCUUUACAAUGACUUCUUGAAUUUGUUUUAUCAGAGGAUAAGAUAAAAUGAUACCAGGAUGUUUCCUAGGCACCUAAAUGAAUGAUCCUGUCUCAGCUGUCAAACUGUGUAGGUGUAAAAAGGAGUAAUACACUCCAGGAAAUUAAGGGAGAUACUUAAGAUACCAGCGUUACCAUAGUCAAUGCUGAAGGGGGAUAGUCAAUAAUGCAUUGUCUUUUUUUUAUUUUAAAUUUUAAGUAAUUUUUCUUUGUGAUCACACCUUGAGUCUAUACAAGUCAUCAAAUGUACUGUAUCCUCUAAUUUAAACUCACAGGCAUAAGCAUGUUUCCCUCAUUUAGUUACACACAUAUAUACUGUAUAUACAUGCAUUGCACAAGCAACUCACUGGUACCUAUGCACUCUCACCCUGUGUGCUUUGCCUACUGUAUACCUUCCAUUACAUUCAAUUAUGUGUUUUACCACAUAUAAGUGUGGGGGUGUGUGCUGCUGUACUCAUUGUACAACAUUGUCUGUCGAUGAAUGAAUCCAUAGUUGAUCCCUCUGGCAGUCAUAUAUAUGCACCACAGAAAGAAUACAAAGGGAGGGAGAAUUUAAAUCCCUCUGAAUUAAAGAAAGGUUAUUGUGCAGUUGAAUAGUCCCCCAAACUCCCCCCACUCACUGCACUGUCUUGGGAAACUGGAGAUGCUCUAAGUAAGCCCCAGUGUCUAAAUACACAAUUGCCCCCUUUUUUUAAUGUAUACCGAUUUCUACGUGUCAGUCAUCUUGGCUAUUGUGUGCCACUGGUUUCAAACCUCAAGCUGUACAUCAAACUUUAGCACAUGGCAACCAGCUUUUGAUAAUAUUAAGGUUCUCACUUCAGCUAUUUUGGAUUCAUUAUCAGACGUACUGGAAGAAGUUGCAGCAAUGUACGGUACCAUACCUGUACAUCUGUAUGUGUUGAAGGAUGUGUUAUUGUGUAUGGGAGGGAUGGGCAUUUUACUGUAACCGUUGGGACUUAAAUAUGUUAAAUUACUUGAAUGUAGGACUUUCAACAUGAAGAUAAUAGUGCUGUUUAUAGAAAAUAAUAUGUAUGUUACCAUGAAUUGUCCGUGAAUUAUGGGUGAACUGUUUUUUACUCUCCUAAUCUUUUACAUCUGAUCAUAAAUAAA